AUGAGCCUCCGAUUGGGAGCAAAGCCAGCAGAAGAGCCAGAAGAAAUAGUAAAUGAAACAAUGCUUAUUGAAGAGCUUAAAAAUGAAACAGCUGGAAAAAUAGUAAGCAUAUUUAAUUCCAUUUUAAAUUAUGAAACGUAUGAAUUGCCAGAUGAUUCAGCAUUCAUUGACAGUUCUUUAGAACAGAUUAAAGAAGAUACAAAACAAACAUUGUUUGGCGCUUUGACUUCUCUUGCUAAUAAAGUUGAUAACGGAUUCAAAAUUAAAAGGUCUUUACAAGAGGAAUUGCAUAACUCAUCUAUAGAUCUUGGAAAUGCAACUCAUGCGAGAUCAACUCCCACUCCAUUUAUUCUUCGCUUUUUCAAAAAGCUCAAAAAUGAAUUUAGAGAAUUAGACACUAAUAUAUCAAACGUGCAAAGUAGUCUCCUAUCGUUAGAUGGCAAUAAUUCUCUGGAUUCGUUAGGUGCGACCCUAUUACAAGAACAUAGAGCCAUUCUUCGAUGCAGUUCUAAAGUAUCAAACCUGCGACGAAAGUACGAGGAAACUAGAAAGCAUAUGCUUGACAAAUUAAAUUUGGAUGAAAAUAAACUCGAAGAAAAGUUUGAAUUCACUAGUCAGGACGAUAUGUCAUAUGCAGAGAAUAUUAAAUUACUAUAUAACCAAUAUAUUUCUGAUAAAAACGCGAAAUUACAAAAAUGGAUUGAAGAUAUCGAUCUAUUUGGCGAGACCACAGCAACAGUUGUACCAGCUCAGUCUUUUGCCCUUAAUAAAUUAAAUGCUGGUGCAAUAAAGCCAUCUGUUGCUACUCCAACCUCAAAUCGCGUUAGAUCUUCUGCACCACCUCCUUCAGGAGCUACUGCACAUUAA
Messenger RNA from Trichomonas vaginalis G3, 867 nucleotides. RefSeq lists its product as uncharacterized. The record is from RefSeq and is a predicted model, not a curated record. The transcript has a single exon. The coding region runs from base 1 to 867 and encodes 288 amino acids. NCBI's taxonomy places the organism in Eukaryota, Parabasalia, Trichomonadida, Trichomonadidae.